Molecule: messenger RNA, 555 nt
Organism: Prorocentrum cordatum
Lineage: Eukaryota; Dinophyceae; Prorocentrales; Prorocentraceae
Source: the annotation of a GenBank genome assembly
AUGGGUAAGACGGUGCCCCUCGAAACCGCCAAGAUCCGCAUCAAAGGACGUGUGAGUUCAGGAACCCAGCGCUCCGAGCGCGGCAGCCUCAUCCUCAAAUCGCUCAUGCUCAACAAGGCUCCAGCCACAUUCUUGUUCAUCGUGAGCAUGUUGCUCCCCGGCCUGAGCGACGUCGACGACCUGGACAGCCUUGAAGCGUUCGCUGAGCACAAGGCCAUCACGAAUGCCUACCGCAGGAACAACUACAAGCCUGUGAGCUUGGAGUAUAACGACGAUGCGCUGUUCCAGAACGUGCUCACGGACGAGGGCUUCGCACAUUGGAUUGCCCAGUACUUACGUAUCAAGCCUGGCGGUGCCAGCAACACGGGCAUAGCGCGCAGCAGUUGGGUGGCAGAGCUCUACCGCCCGCUCCCCAAUGGAUUCAAGGGCUCCUCGGACCUGGUCAUAGUGGACAACAGUGCGGUGGCGAACCUGCACAUGAAGUACGAGGGCACCUUCAUCGUGCGAGCCAACGCGGCCCAGGCAGCUGCGCGCGCGAAUAUGAGGAGCGGAUGA